This is a messenger RNA of Trypanosoma conorhini, 690 nucleotides long. Its product is annotated as small GTP-binding protein Rab28. The transcript has a single exon. Gene Ontology annotation, molecular function: GTPase activity; GTP binding. The coding region runs from base 1 to 690 and encodes 229 amino acids. Lineage: Eukaryota; Euglenozoa; Kinetoplastea; Trypanosomatida; Trypanosomatidae. The record is from RefSeq and is a predicted model, not a curated record.
AUGGAUAGUGGGAGCUCUGCCUCAGAGGAUGCGGAACCCGAGUUUAAAAUCGUCGUUCUAGGCAACGGCGCGGUUGGUAAGACGUCACUCAUCAAGCGAUACUGCGAGGACGGCUUUGGCCAAAGCUACAAGCAAACCAUAGGCCUUGACUUUUACUCGAAGAAGGUGGACGUUCCAGGAUUUCGGUCCGUUAGACUGCAGAUUUGGGACAUUGGCGGGCAGCAAAUUGGAGGAAGUAUGCUUGCAAACUACGUGCAUGGCGCUGAUGCCAUAUGUUUCGUCUACGACGUGACGAACCCCGCCUCCUUCAAGGAUAUUGAGGAGUGGCACGAGUGCGUCCUCGCACUACUGGCAAAAGAAAAGGGGCGAAAACCGCUGAUGGUGCUUGUAGGCAACAAGACGGAUUUGCCAAACCGACAAGUUUCGGCGGAGAUGCAUGCACAGGCGGCAGACGCGUACAAUAUGCGACCCCUUCUCAUCUCUGCAUGCUCGGGGGACAGGAUCAACUCCCUCUUCAUGAUGCUUGCUGCCAAGCUAGCGGGCGUUGGCAUAUCGCAACAGGAACUUGAUUUGACGAAUAGGGUAGUUGUGAGCAUCGACUCGGUGCCGGACGAGCGGACACCGGCCUUUCGAGCCUCUGAAACGGGUGGAAAGAGGAAGAAAGUUGAUGAUAAGUGCGAAUUAAUGUAG